This is a messenger RNA of Myxozyma melibiosi, 653 nucleotides long. RefSeq lists its product as uncharacterized. Bases 153 to 569 code for a protein of 138 amino acids. Lineage: Eukaryota; Fungi; Ascomycota; Lipomycetes; Lipomycetales; Lipomycetaceae. The transcript has a single exon. The record is from RefSeq and is a predicted model, not a curated record.
AUCCACCUUUACCUCGGAUUGGUAUCAAUCUACCUUGAUCCACCUCUACCUCGGAUCAGCAAUCUCUCGAUCCUCGCGUGCUAGCGGAAGUCUCUUGCUAAGGUGAGUACCUAUAGCAGUGAUUAUUCGUCGUACCUGCAUCUUACUAACGUAUGCUGCUAGCCGUGACAAAUUCAUAUCUCACAAAAAAAUAUAAAAAAAAGAAAUGUCACCUCAAUGUGGUGUUCUUCUGUUCUGUGAUCUGUUUAUAUUCUGUCAGCAACAUACAACAAGGCGACCAGCUCAGCUUACUGGGGAAGGAGAGAAUAACAACGGUCAGCAAUCCGCUCGAUUUCGGCAUGGCGACCAGCUCAGCUUGCUGGGGAAGGAAGGUGACAGUACCCGACACGGCGACCCGCUCAGCUUGCUGGGGAAGGAUGAUACGGGGGAUCAAUGGCGGAGGGAAGGGGAUGAGACGGAGAGAAGGGGAUGGGACGGAGAGAAGGGGAUGGAUUGUUAUGAGUUGUAUACUGACGAUGUCUAUUAUCCCGUCAGGAGGAGGGAAGGGGGUGGGAUUGUUUAUGAGCUGACCACUGACGAUGUCUACUAUUCCGUCUGGUGGUUUUGCGGUGAUAUAUAGCGAUGAAGAUUAUUCUGUUGUAUAUGGUGAUGGU